UACAAAAUUCCCCGGUUCGAUUUUGAGUCCGUACGUGUCUUUUCAUUCUGUCAUCUUUCUUAAUUUAUUUACAAAAAUAAAAAAAAAAUUGAUUUUGGGGGAUUGUGUUGCUGUUUCUGCCUUCUGGGUUCUUUCGCUUUCCUCCUCCAUCUGAGUUUCGCGCGCUUCGCAUACGACAAUUAGGAGAACUGUUAUGUAUGGCGAUGCUCACUGCGUUCUUCAGUUGUCGCAUUCCCCAGAUUAAGAUCAUCUUCGAUUCUGUGGCAUUAGGGUCUGGCGAACCAACCGAUCAUCUGUACGGUUGGUGUUAAGGUAUAAUGUUUCUGGGACCAGGUGGAUUUGCCGUCGAUGAAAUGGGUUAUGCCAUGAGUAGACUCGAGAUGGAAUCCAACCUCUGUGAUGCUGGAAAAGACUUUUAUGGGAUUGGGAUUGGGACUAGUCGCAGAUCGUCUGAUCCAUUUACAGACGUAGACCAUGAAAUCAAACAAGUCACAAAGAUGAGAUGUAGUCCUCGUGAAGGGUUUGUCAAGCGAGCCCCCGGGAAACACCAGUUACCGGUGUCCACUGUGAAAAUGUUGGCUGGCCGAGAAGGUAACUACUCCAGAAGAGGGAAGUUCUCUGCCGCAGAUUGUUGCCAUGUUCUGAGUAGAUAUUUGCCUGUAAAGGGUCCUUGGCUCGUUGAUCAGAUGACCAGCCGAGCUUAUGUUUCUCAAUUUUCAACUGAUGGUUCCCUCUUUGCUGCUGGGUUCCAGGGAAGCCACAUCCGAAUUUACAACGUAGAUAAUAAUUGGAAAGUCCAAAAGGACAUUCUGACCAAAAGCUUGCGUUGGACAGUUACUGAUACUUCUCUAUCCCCAGAUCAGCGCAAACUUGUUUACUCAAGCAUGUCACCUAUUGUCCACAUUGUUGAUGUUGGGUCUGGGACAAGCGAAUCUCAUGCAAAUGUAACGGAGAUCCAUGAUGGAUUGGACUUUUCUUCUGAUGAAGAUGGGUGGUACUCUUUUGGAAUAUUCUCUGUGAAGUUUUCUACUGAUGGACGAGAACUUGUUGCUGGAAGCAGUGACGAAUCCAUUUAUGUUUAUGAUCUUGAAGCAAAUAGGGUUUCUCUCCGGACUGUUGCUCACACGUCUGAUGUAAAUACUGUAUGCUUUGCUGACGAAAAUGGACAUCUGAUUUUCUCUGGAGGUGAUGAUAAUCUCUGUAAGGUAUGGGACAGACGUUGCUUUAUAGCGGCAGAGAAGCCAGCAGGAACUCUGGUGGGACACCUGGAAGGUAUUACGUUUAUAGACAGCCGAGGAGAUGGCCGAUAUUUGAUAUCGAAUGGCAAAGAUCAGACGAUCAAGUUGUGGGAUAUUAGAAAAAUGUCCUCGAACCCCCCUUCUAACCACACGGUGCAGAGGAACUGUGAAUGGGACUACAGAUGGAUGGACUAUCCACCCGAGGCUCAAGAUAUGAGGCACCCUUAUGAUCAGUCGGUGGCGACAUAUAAAGGUCACUCGGUCUUGCGUACUCUCAUCCGAUGCUACUUCUCACCCUCUUAUAGUACGGGUCAGAGGUACAUAUACACAGGAUCAAACGACGGGUGUGUGUACAUAUAUGACUUGAUAAGUGGAGCCCAAGUGGGAGUGUUAAGGUUCCAUAGCUCACCGGUAAGAGAUUGUAGCUGGCACCCGCAUCAGCCAAUGCUGGUAAGCUCCUCGUGGGAUGGGGACAUCGUCAAAUGGGAGUUCCCCGGCAGCGGUGAGCCGCCCUUGGUCUGCAAGAAGCGGGUCCGGAGGAGACAUUUCUACUACUGAGUGAGUUGAGUGAGUGAUGAUCUUUUCCAUUUGCCAUUAUCUUCUGAACUGUGUAAAGUCAAAUAAGAUACAUGUAUAUAUGUGUGUGUGUAUAUAUAUUACAUAUGACAUGAUACAAAUGCAAAAGGGUUAUCAUCAUAUAUGUACAUUUGGUUUGGACAUCA
Tarenaya hassleriana is the source of this 1960-nucleotide messenger RNA. Its product is annotated as LEC14B protein. The coding region runs from base 318 to 1796 and encodes 492 amino acids. Lineage: Eukaryota; Viridiplantae; Streptophyta; Magnoliopsida; Brassicales; Cleomaceae. Gene Ontology annotation, biological process: proteasome-mediated ubiquitin-dependent protein catabolic process. Gene Ontology annotation, molecular function: protein binding. Gene Ontology annotation, cellular component: Cul4-RING E3 ubiquitin ligase complex. The transcript is spliced from 10 exons. The record is from RefSeq and is a predicted model, not a curated record.